UCUCCGAGUGUGCGGAUCGGCGCGGAGUGGCGUUAGGGCUCCGGCGACUCAGUCGUGCACUCCCAGCGCUCGCACUUGGGUGUUCCUCGCCGUGCCGUACGGUUGUCGCGUGCGCUUGCGCGAGCCGAAGGAGGCGCGUCAUGCUGGGCGAAGUGAGUCGCUGCUGCUGCUGCUGCUCUCCUGCGGGACCCGUGUUGUCCUUUCCGCGCGAGUCAUGGCACUGCUCAGGUCCUGUUGCUGCUGGUUGUCAGUGCGGAAAGGAAGCUUCGCCUGUGGUGUCUACACGCUUAUCUUGUACACAAUGCUGGUCGCUACAGGGGGAUCCCACGUCAGCUCUGUGUUCCACUCACCGGUGGGAUUCUCACUGAUUCUUUUGCUCUUGAGCUUCUUCGGACUGUGCGUAAUAUUUUCCGUGGUGCUUCUCUUGGCCUUGAUUAUCGACAACCGCCUUUUGCUACUUCCUUGGUUAACAUUUGUGCCCAUGACAACAGCGCUGGACGUUGCACUGUCACUGUAUUUCAUCAAGGACCUUAAAUUCGACGCUUUUGUGAUUGUCAUGUACAUCGUGGACUACACAUUGUGUUCCAUCAACGUCUACUGCAUACUCUGCGUGCUCUCCCAGUACCAGAUGUACGCGCUUGAAAGGAGAACCAUGGGUCAGGGAAGCCGCCCGUCGCCGAAGGAGACGACACCGAGACGACCACACAGUGCCUCGGCGAUAGUUGCCGUACCGCGCUACACAGGUGGCAGUAACCAUGGCAACAGCCGCUGCACCUUCAGCCGCAUAGCGUCGUGGCCCAGUCGCCGGAUCUCCCACAAGGCGACCUUCCCACAGAACGGAGCGCGUGUUUCACCCUGCAGUUUCAUGGCCCUUACCGUUCCUGUUGCCACAGUGACCACCACCACGACAGGCAAGACUACAGAGGACGCUAGUAAUAACCCAGCACGGGAAAACUCGCCGACUCCGGAACGUCCCAAGGAGUGCGGCUACGGAAUCGACGACACGUCAAGCGCUCUGCCCCUGUCCACAGCUGAGGCGUCGCUGCAGCAUUCAGCUGCAGAGGCCGAGGUACCGGAAACUUUCUAUAACUGGUGA
This is a messenger RNA of Dermacentor silvarum, 1096 nucleotides long. RefSeq lists its product as uncharacterized. Bases 215 to 1096 code for a protein of 293 amino acids. The record is from RefSeq and is a predicted model, not a curated record. NCBI's taxonomy places the organism in Eukaryota, Metazoa, Arthropoda, Arachnida, Ixodida, Ixodidae. The transcript has 8 exons.